CGCAACAGCAGAUAACAACGAAACACAAAUACACAGACAGGCCAGCUCCAGAAAGUGCACUUCAACUCUCUCUCUCUCUCUCUUCAAUUCUGUUUCCCUCUCUCACUUAACUGCCCCCCCUCUGCUUUCUCUUGUUUCUUCUACCCAGCUAAUUAAAUACAAUCAAGAAACGACCCUUAUAAGAAAAUUUGGAGAGAAAAAAAUGAGCUAAGUCUUAUUCAUUUCCAAGUGAUACAUAGAUUCAUUAAUAGGUGCUGAUUGAGUGACUGUUUGGGAGACUCUAAAGAAGGAUGCCUGUUUAGAAAUGAUUUGCAUUGAGGAUGAAUUAUUGGGUUGGAAAGAUUUCCCAAAAGGGCUUAAAGUCCUUCUUCUUGAUGAAGAUAUCAACUCUGCUGCAGAGAUGAAAUCAAGGCUUGAGAAAAUGGACUAUAUAGUCUACUCGUUCUGCAAUGAGGAUGAAGCUUUGACGGCAAUCUCAAGCAAAUCCGAGGGCUUUCAUGUUGCCAUUGUGGAGGUAAAUGCUGGCAACAAUGACGGGGUUCUCCGAUUUCUUGAAAGUGCCAAAGAUCUACCAACUAUAAUGACAUCAAAUAUUCAUUCUCUUAGCACAAUGAUGAAGUGUAUUGCGCUGGGUGCAGUUGAGUUCCUUCAGAAACCAUUAUCAGAUGAUAAACUCAAAAACAUAUGGCAGCAUGUAGUUCACAAGGCAUUCAAUGCUAGAAAGGAUGUGUCCAGAUCACUUGAGCCAGUAAAAGAAUCUCUGCUCUCAAUGCUACAGCUACAACUGACAAAGGGUGAAGCAGAUGACAAAAAUACAAACGGAACAGAACCUGUCACUGCAGUAGCGGAAAGCAAUACCGAACAGUCAUCGGGCUGUGAUAAAUACCCUGCUCCCUCGACCCCACAAUUGAAACAAGGAGUGCGGUCAGUGGAUGAUGGUGACUGUCAAGAUCAUACUGUCUUUUCAACUGACCAAGACAGUGGGGAGCAUGAUGGUGACACUAAAUCCGUCGAAACUACUUAUAACUAUUCACUUACUGAGAAUACUGUCCAAACAAGUCCUCCCAGGCAACACGGAGAGAUAAUUCCGAAAGAGGAGGAGAAUGGUUCAUCUCCUCAUCAAAAUAUGGAGACUGAUCUUGCUACCUCUUUACAGAGUGAUGACUGCCCUGACAAUAGCAUUUGUCAUAUUGCUGAACCUAGCAAAGCAUCUGGUCCUCAUUGUUCAAGUGGGACUAAGACCAAUAAGAAGAAGAUGAAAGUAGAUUGGACACCUGAACUACACAAGAAGUUUGUUCAAGCAGUAGAGCAGCUUGGUAUAGAUCAAGCUAUUCCUUCUCGAAUACUAGACCUGAUGAAAGUGAAGGGUUUAACGAGACAUAAUGUAGCUAGCCAUCUACAGAAAUACAGAAUAAAUCGGAGACAAAUUUUGCCAAAGGAAGUGGAAAGGAGAUGGCCUCAUCCUCAACCUAGAGAUUCAGUACAAAGGAGCUACUAUCCUCAUAAACCUAUCAUGACCUUUCCACCAUACCAUUCUAAUCAUGUCGCCCCUGCUUGUCAAUUAUAUCCUGCUUGGGUACCACCGCCAAAUUAUCCGAACAGUUUACAAGUGUGGGGUUCACCUUGCUAUCAGGGAUGGCAGCCUGCAGAGACUUGGCACUGGAAGCCUCAUCCAGAGCUGCAUGCCGAUACAUGGGGCUCCCCAGUCAUGUCAUCAUCGUUUGGAUCAUAUCCACCAUAUCCUCAGAAUGCUGGAGUUUACCAGCCUAACGGAAUGCAUAACAGAUAUAGCAUGCUAGAGAAGUCGUUCGAUCUUCAUCCGGCAGAGGAGGUGAUUGAUAAAGUAGUGAAAGAGGCAUUAACCAAACCAUCGUUGCCACUUCCUUUGGGACUAAAACCUCCUUCCACGGAGGGCGUUCUCGACGAGCUUUCGAGACAAGGGAUCUCAAUCGUCCCACCACAAAUCGACGGCUCACGUUGUCGGAGAUGAGAUGGAAGUCAUUCUAAUUUUUUCUGGGUCCCACAAGUCUAUGCCAAAAAAAAAUCCCUCUAACAUGAUGGACCCAUGCACCUUGACAGAAGCCUGACUCGACCCUGACAAGGUAGAGGCUUUGAUGUCUGAAGAAUGAAUAAAGGAAAGGUAUUGAUUGAGCCACGUGUAUGGCCUUAUUAGCCAAAAUUGGGUUGUUGUAAAUAGUGGACCCAAAUAUGGUUUCCUCUUUUUCUAGCCCAAUUUUGGACAUUCUGGGCUAUGAAUGUGUUCUGUUGAUUGCUUUGGAAAAUAAUGGAUUGGGUCAUUUUGGGGA
Molecule: messenger RNA, 2306 nt
Organism: Lycium ferocissimum
Lineage: Eukaryota; Viridiplantae; Streptophyta; Magnoliopsida; Solanales; Solanaceae
Product: two-component response regulator-like APRR2
Exons: 12
Coding region: 305-1990 (561 amino acids)
Biological process (GO): positive regulation of DNA-templated transcription; phosphorelay signal transduction system
Cellular component (GO): nucleus
Molecular function (GO): DNA-binding transcription factor activity; transcription cis-regulatory region binding
Source: RefSeq, a predicted model, not a curated record